Molecule: messenger RNA, 375 nt
Organism: Dacryopinax primogenitus
Lineage: Eukaryota; Fungi; Basidiomycota; Dacrymycetes; Dacrymycetales; Dacrymycetaceae
Exons: 1
Biological process (GO): ribosome biogenesis
Cellular component (GO): nucleolus
Source: RefSeq, a predicted model, not a curated record
UGGGUCGCAUCAGAUGAUCCUCUUGGAGCAGAACACGCCGCCGAACUAGGACGACUCCUCUGUACGGUGGUCGUCAGAAGGCCCGCCCAAGGGUAUCGCGUGGCAGAAUCAAAACUGGAAUCAUUGGCUAAGCCCUUUGCGCGGCAUGCUCCCUACUUGCUGAAGAAAUACAUCGAUAUGGUUACAGACCCCUUCACCACAAUCAGUGGUGACAUGCGAAGAGCGCUACAACCUGGCAUUUUCGCUCUAUGCAGUAUGAUUAAUGAUCCAGAUCGAGACUCUCUUAUGCUGUCUCUCAGGAAAACUCCUGCUAAAGCUUUGUUCAAGGCCAUGUGGCAAGAGUACGACAGACAGAAGUAUGUUGGAAGGGGUUAG